Brienomyrus brachyistius is the source of this 3622-nucleotide messenger RNA. RefSeq names its product Golgi resident protein GCP60-like. Bases 55 to 1602 code for a protein of 515 amino acids. The record is from RefSeq and is a predicted model, not a curated record. Gene Ontology annotation, cellular component: Golgi membrane. The transcript has 8 exons. Lineage: Eukaryota; Metazoa; Chordata; Actinopteri; Osteoglossiformes; Mormyridae. Gene Ontology annotation, molecular function: fatty-acyl-CoA binding.
CCGCUCCACGAGCCGGAAGUUGGUACGUGGCCGCUCCGGCUGACACUCGGCGUGAUGGCGACGGCCGCGCUUAGACCCGAGCCGAGCGGCGGCGGCGGCGGCGGCUCUAGCCGCCUGGAAGUCUCCAUCGACGGCUUGACGCUGAGCCCCGAUUCCGAGGGCGAGCAGGAAUCCGUCGAGAGACUGAAUGCUGAGAUGCAGGGGCAGGAUAAAGAAGCCCCGAAUGCCCCCGAUGGGACGGAUGACGAAAAGGGCGACACUGCCAGAACCAUGGAAUUAAAAUGGGGCUUUUCUCUGCAAGAGCUCUACGGGCUGGCCUUGAAAUUCUUUAAAGAUAAAGACGGCAAAGCUUUCCACCCGACGUACGAGGAGAAACUGAGGCUCGUCGCACUGCACAAGCAGGUGUCACUGGGACCCUACAACCCCGACGCUUCACCCGAGGUCGGCUUCUUCGACGUCCUCGGCAACGACCGACGGAAAGUGUGGUCUUCCCUGGGCAACAUGGACAAGGAAGAAGCCAUGGUGGAGUUUGUCAGGCUGCUGAAUAAAUGCUGUAACUUAUUUGCCCCCUACGUCACGUCACACCGGAUCGAGAGGGACGAGCAGGAAAGGAAAAGGAAGGAGGAGGAAGAACGGCGGAGGAAAGAUGAAGAGGAGCUGGAGAGACGGUGGCGGGAGGAGGAACGGCAGCGCCUGGAGGCAGAGGAACGACUGCGACUAGAAGAGGAGAGACUGAGGGUGGAGCAACAGAAGCAGCAGAUAAUGGCAGCUCUGAAUGCCCAGACCGCGGUCCAGUUCCAACAGUACGCAGCCCAGCAGUACCCGGGGAACCUGGAGCAGCAGAUGGUUCUGAUCCGGCAGCUGCAGGAGCAGCACUACCAGCAAUACAUGCAACAGCUCUACCAGGUCCAGCUGGCGCAGCAGCAGGCUGCCCUGCAGAAGCAGCAGGAAGACACAAUGAGGUCACUGACAGCAGAGGUGAACAUGACCGCCAUUGAUGGGCACGCUCUGAAUGGGCAGCACGGCCCGGAGAGCCCAGACAGGGACUCGGAGGUGGAGCCGGCGGAGGAGCUGACGGAGCCGACGGAAAACGGGCCCACAGAAACCACCCCGCUGAUCGCCGCACCGUCGAUGUGGACACGGCCGCAGAUCAAGGACUUCAAGGAGAAGAUCCGGCAGGAUAUAGACUCUGUGAUCACGGUGGGCCGUGGCGAGGUGGUGACGGUCCGUGUACCCACGCACGAGGAGGGCUCCUACCUUUUCUGGGAGUUCGCCACCGACCACUACGACGUCGGCUUCGGGGUCUACUUCGAGUGGACGGACUCGGGCGACACGGGCGUCAGCGUGCACGUCAGCGAGUCCAGCGACGACGAGGACGACGACGGGGGAGACGGCGUCAGCGAAGCGGACAAAGCUAAGAAGAACAGCAGCAAGCCUCAGGUGGACGAGAUCGUGCCAGUAUACCGGAGGGACUGCCAUGAGGAGGUGUACGCGGGUAGCCACCAGUACCCCGGCCGUGGCGUCUAUCUCCUCAAGUUCGAUAACUCCUACUCCCUCUGGAGGUCCAAAGCAGUCUACUACAGAGUCUACUACACUAGAUAAGGCGGGAGGCAGGCGGGGGAGUGUACAGGCCAGAUCCGAGUGGAGACACUGAGGAUGAUCGUCGCUGAGACUGUUUGUAUCCCGCUUCGGGACGGCCUCUCUACCCGUUCAUGUCUGGAUUGAGGAAGAAAAAAUGAAAUUUGUCUACCACCUUUCUGCUCCUGUGUUUGUGACAGUCGCGCGUCUGUUUCCGACCGCCCGCUGUCCUCCCUUCCUGGUUCUGUCUUCGUUCCUUUCUUCACAGUUUUUUUUUUUCUCCGAUUAUGUUUGCUAGCUGGUUAAUGGUUUAUGAACUGCGCUAAGUGCAGUUAAUCAUUAACGCGGAAAGACCUGCACCUCGUCCUGUUACUCUCAGCCCCUCUGAGGAGCGGCAGGGGAAGGACAGAUGCGCCUCUGCAGACCCUGGGGGCCGUGAAUAAUGUGAGAGGAACUGCAUGAGCGCAGCCCUGCGUGAAGAUCUUAAAGGGGUGGAGCCACUUUUGGGCAGACAUGUAGGGAAAAGAGCCCGGUAUUGAUUUAUAAAACAACAGCAUCUUUGCAUGUGGGAGAUAUUUUAAGAAAGUGGGUUGUAGAAAUUUUGUGUGUGUAUGGGGGGGUGCUUACCAGUGCUGCUAAAGGGAUUAAGCUGGUGUUUGUCGGUGGGUAUAGGAGUGAGUGUGUGUGUACGCCCCAUAAAGAAUACACCACACAACUGUAUAGUCUGACUUUCAGAAGCAUCCCAUCUAGCUUUCUGGUUAUUUCAGAAGGAUAGUCCAUUUAACAGUUACCAAAUGUUCAAGGUACUAACUCUGGCUUUGGUCAAAUAUUCAUCUUGAUGCUCAUUACAUAUUAUGGCUCAAAGCAAAAUAUACUUACAUGUUCACUUUGAAUUGUCGUGUCCUGAGGUUUUCAGUAGGGCUUAUUGAAAUUUAAAUUGGAUCAGUUAACGUAAUUAUAUUCCCCUGACAUGUCUGGAUUAAACAUUUAAAACGAGCACAGCAGAACAAGGUUUAAAUGGCAUUUAUGAGAGGAAUGUGAACGGAUUCAUUGAUUCCGGAAGCCUGUAAAUGGACACAUCAAAUCUAUGCUUGUAUUUUUGUCACUCUCUGGACUCCUGGAUCUUUGCGGUCCUCCUCCCUCACUCAGCCUUUGAUCGAUCUCCCUCCCUCCUCCCCGGUGACAGCUUUCUGCUGGUUUCGCUUGACCUCUGCGUUGCGUGCGAGCCAGGGGAAGCAGUCAUGGCUGAACGGAAGCCUGUGUUUAUCUUUGCACCUUGUUUGGGCUCAGUGGUCUCACACAGGAGGACGCCUUUCAUACCGGUCAGUGUCACACAGCUCUUUUCGUGCUGUGUCUGUCCCACACCCUCCCUUUUUCAGUUUGGCUUAACCCAUCUGUAUGACAGCCUCCUGCAUCACGCUUGCUAAUGCAGGCAGGUUACGUGCAGCGUUGGCACGUCGCUAAGACCUAAAACCUGUUUGGCCGCUCCUAGGCGUUCGGGUUACUUGUUCCUUUCUCGCUAAAGCAGCUCGCUGACGGUCACCUUCAUUUCCUUUAACUUGAGCCCCUUUUAACCUGCGCCUUGUGCUUCCUGGGUGGACUUCGAGCUACGUGCUGCCCCCAAACCCGCGCUUUCUGCCGUAAUUCUUGCACUGGUUUGUAUGUGAUACUUCAGUCCCAGUCGCCAUGGACCUCCCAGGGUGCCAUGUUUCGUACAGCGUAGGAAAGGCAUCCGUUUACCGCACACUGCCCCCUGUCACUGUUACCGUCGAUGCCAGGAGGCGUGGGAAGGGCGUCUCUAACCAGGACCGUGUCACCCACAGGCUGGGCUCUAUAUGCAAACUGUACUUUUCAAAUGUUACAAUGGGCAAAGAAGGAUUUUGGUUUGUUUGGGGUGUUAAACUGUGGGGUGUGCAUUUUAAUCUUUAAUCUUUAAUUAAACUUCCGUCUACCUGUAACACUGGACUGGGCUCUAACUUUUUGAUAAGCAAAUAUGUUUGAUCUCGUAAUUAAACCUGACCUGAUUAAACACUUUUCAGAAGAA